This is a messenger RNA of Chrysochloris asiatica (Cape golden mole), 654 nucleotides long. RefSeq names its product regulator of G-protein signaling 19 (gene RGS19). The record is from RefSeq and is a predicted model, not a curated record. The transcript is spliced from 5 exons. Lineage: Eukaryota; Metazoa; Chordata; Mammalia; Afrosoricida; Chrysochloridae. The coding region runs from base 1 to 654 and encodes 217 amino acids.
AUGCCCACCCCGCAUGAAGCUGAGACACAGCACACAGGGCCAGAGGAGGCGGACCAGCCCCCCUUCAUGUCCAGUCAUGAUGCGCCAGCCCCGGCGGCCCCCAGCCGGAACCCCUGCUGUCUGUGCUGGUGUUGCUGCUGCAGCUGCUCUUGGAAUGAAGCCAGACGGCGAGAGUGGCGCACCUCUCGGGAGACCAAGCUGCAGCCCCUGCCCAGCUGCGAAGCCUGCACCCCGCCAAGCCCUGAGGAGGUGCGCAGCUGGGCACAGUCCUUCGACAAGCUGAUGCACAGCCCAGCAGGACGAAACGUGUUCCGAGAGUUCCUGCGCACAGAGUACAGCGAGGAAAACAUGCUUUUCUGGCUGGCCUGCGAGGAGCUCAAGGCUGAGGCCAACCAGCAUGUGGUGGAUGAGAAGGCGCGUCUCAUCUACGAGGACUACGUGUCUAUCCUGUCCCCCAAGGAGGUGAGCCUGGACUCACGCGUCCGGGAGGGCAUCAACAAGAGAAUGCAGGAGCCGUCUGCGCACACCUUUGAUGAUGCACAGCUGCAGAUCUACACGCUCAUGCACCGGGACUCUUAUCCCCGCUUCCUGGGCUCCCCAGCCUACCGCACCCUGCUACUCCAUGUGCCCAGCCCAUCAUCCUCGGAGGCCUGA